Papaver somniferum (opium poppy) is the source of this 1488-nucleotide messenger RNA. RefSeq names its product zinc finger BED domain-containing protein RICESLEEPER 1-like. Gene Ontology annotation, molecular function: DNA binding. The transcript has 8 exons. Bases 1 to 1488 code for a protein of 495 amino acids. NCBI's taxonomy places the organism in Eukaryota, Viridiplantae, Streptophyta, Magnoliopsida, Ranunculales, Papaveraceae. The record is from RefSeq and is a predicted model, not a curated record.
AUGUCAAGUGUACAAGAACAAGACCAUUAUAACGAUGUUAUGAGUAGUGACGGUGAGGAUGAUGAUGAUGUUGAGAUGCUAGAUUCUGUGAAUGAGGAUGCAACUGUUGGUUGUGCACCUGCACCAGUUUCACGUGGAAAGAAACAUAAACUUAGAUCCCAAGUUUGGGAAUUUUUUAAACUCGUUAAAUAUAAAGAUGGAACAAAGAAGGGAGUGUGCAAGGCUUGUAAUGCAGGAUAUAAAUAUGAAAGCCAAAAAGGUGGAACCUCAGCCAUGAAAAGGCAUAAAUUCCCUAACCGUCAGUCUCAGGACGUAGGGCAGAUGAUAUUAUCUGCAAAGAAUGGCCAGUUGUCUACCCGCGUACGCAAAGUUGAUCAGAUGAAAUUAAGGGAUCUGUUUUCAGCAUUACUCAUUGCAAGAAAUGUUCCAUUUGCUUUGGUGGAGUGGAAAGAAUUUAGAGAUAUAUGCAGGAUAUAUCUAACAUCAGACAUGUGGACUUCUGCAACGACUACUGGAUAUAUAAGCUUAACUGCGCACUAUCUUGAUCAAGAUUGGGUGUUGCAAAAAAAGCUUCUGAAUUUCUUUCCCCUUCCACCGCCUCAUACAGCUCUUAUUGUAAAAGAAGGACUUAAGAAGAUUGAUCCAGCCGUGCUUAAGAUAAGUGCGUCAGUGAAGUCCCUUAAAAAGUCCCAAGUAAGAAAACAAAAAUUCUUGGACAUUGUUGAUACUUUAGGAAUGUCUGGAAUAAAAAGGGGUAUUCGUCAAGACGUAAAUACAAGGUGGAAUUCAACUUAUCUUAUGUUAGAUAGUUGUAUCCUGUAUAAGCCAGUUUUCUCUCAUUUGAAGUUGGUAGAUUCAGACUAUGAAGACUGUCCAACUGAUGAAGAAUGGGAACAAAUUGAAGUAGUCACAAAGUUUCUCAAGAAAGAAAGCAGAAAUGAUGAAUUCAUUAGGAACAUGGUAAAAGAGAUGCAAGCAAAAUUUGAUAGUUAUUGGAAGGAGUUGAGUCCUAUAUUGGCUAUGACAGUUGUGUUAGAUCCUAGAUCGAAAAUGAAUUUUGUGAAAUUUACUUACUCCAAGUUGUAUCCUGAGGUGAGAGAAUUAGGACGUGAAGUUAAUAAAGUGCGUAGUAAUAUGACAGCACUUUUUAAUGAGUAUUACACCUUGUCAAGUUCAACAGCUUCCAACAGUUGUGCAACUCAAAAUUUGGGUAUUCAAAAUGGUGGGAAUUCUGCUGCCGAAGAAGGGAGUGAUUUUUUCCAGGAAUAUGUUGCAACACAGGAACGUGGUGGUGAUGUACUAACUGACUUGUCAGAGUUAGAUGGAUAUCUUGGCGAGUCGUACAGAGGAAAAGAAGAUAUGGAUGAGAACAAUGGGAUUAUUGAAGAAGAUGUAUUAGGAUUUGAACAUGAUGCAGUGGAGGAUGGGGAAGUGGAGGAUGUGGAGGAAAUUCUAGCUUUUACUAAGCGCCCAUAUAAGAUCUACUAA